ACUACCCCCAAGCCACUGCCUCGUUUGCCUUGCGCCCUUCUCUUUCCUCUUGCGUUUGCGUGAGGAAGGAAAGCAUCAUCCGCCUCGCCUCGCCGGAGCAGCCUCCGCCUCCCGCCCGCCCGCCGGCGGCAGCAUCCGCUCCCCGCAUAGCCAUCUGACGCCGCUCCCCCUCCCCCUCCCCGCAUCGAAUCGAUCGCUGUCGGUGCGCGAGCCGCCGCCGAGUUCGUUGGACGAGCGCGCGGAGGGAGGGAGGGAGGGAGGUGGGUGUGGGGGUGGAGAAGGGCGAGCGCGGCCGUGGAGCAGCAUCCUUUCAUUAUACAGCACUCAUUGGAAGCACUCUACUCGGAGUUGCCUAACAUCAUCUCCCUAGAAGUCAAAAAUAUAUAUGGGCUGAUUUUAACAUUUCAUGGGAGGUUUUGAAGACGAUGAACCACCCUCAAAACGCGCAAGAGCAUCCACAGUAGAACCAGCAAGUUUGUUAGAUAGGUUUUCUUGCUUGAAAUCUACCCCUCCUUUGGGAAGUACAAUGGCUAGACCUUUGCCUUCCCAGGGGAAAGAAGUUAUGGUUGGUUCUAAAGGUGUUAUUAAGAGGGAUGAAUUUGUAAGGAUAAUCACCAAGGCUCUUUACAGUCUUGGAUACGAAAAAAGUGGAGCAGUUCUGGAGGAAGAAUCAGGAAUAACUUUGCAUUCCCCAACAGUGAAUCUUUUCAGAAAGCAGGUGCUUGAUGGGAAUUGGGAUAGUGCAGUGGUUACCUUGAACAAGGUUGGUCUUUUGGACGAAAGCAUUGUGAAGUCUGCAACAUUUCUGAUACUGGAACAGAAAUUUCUUGAACUUUUGAGAAAUGACAAUGUCAUGGGUGCUAUAAGGACUUUGCAAAGUGAAAUUACACCCCUUGGUGUCAACAAAAAAAGAGUUCAUGAACUGUCAGGGUGCAUAAUUUCUUCUCCACAGCAUGUCUUACUUGGUUUUUCGAAGCUUGACAUUGAAUCUUCAAAUUCUCGGCUGAAGCUCCUAGAGGAAUUGCAAAAGGUGCUUCCCCCAACUGUUAUGGUACCAGAGAAGAGGUUAGAGAAUUUAGUUGAGCAAGCACUUACUGUUCAACGCGAAGCUUGUUAUUUCCACAAUUCUAUUGAUGGCUUGUCACUCUACACUGAUCAUCAUUGUGGGAAGGAUCAGAUACCAUCUUGCACGCUGCAGGUUCUGCGUGCACACCAUGAUGAAGUAUGGUUUCUUCAAUUUUCAAACAGUGGAAAGUAUUUAGCCUCAGCAUCAAAUGAUAAAUCUGCAAUCAUAUGGAAGGUUGAUGAAGAUGGAGAACUAUUACUGAAGCACACAUUGACUGGUCAUGAUAAGCCAGUCAUGAUGGUUGCAUGGAGUCCUGAUGAUUGCCAGCUUCUCACUUGUGGAAUGGAAGAAGUCAUUCGGCGUUGGGAUGCUGAAUCAGGCAAUUGUCUUCAAGUUUAUGAAAAGUCUGGCGUGAUCUCAUGUGGUUGGUUUCCAGAUGGAAAGCAUAUAUUGUCUGGUCUAAUUGAUCAUAAGUUUUGCUUGUGGGAUUUAGACGGUAAAGAAGUAGAUUCAUGGAAAGGCCAGAGAUCAUCCAAAACAUCUGAUUUUGCUGUAUCAAAAGAUGGCAAGCUUAUAAUAAGCAUGAAUAGAGAGUCCACAAUUCGUUUAUAUGAUAGAGAAACAAAACAAGAGAGGCUCAUUGAGGAGGAGAGUACAAUCACAUCAUUUUCUCUUUCAGAAGAUGGUGAUUUCUUGCUUGUAAACCUUACAAGUGAGGCGAUUCAUUUGUGGAAUAUAAGGAGUUGUCCCCUUCGAGUUAGCCGGUACUCUGGUCAUAAGCGCAGCCGGUUUGUGAUAAGGUCUUGUUUUGGUGGAUCUGAACAGGCCUUUAUUGCUAGUGGUAGUGAAGAUUCACAGAUCUAUAUAUGGCAUAGAGCUACUGGAGAUCUUAUAGAAACCCUGUCUGGUCACACCGGCACGGUCAACUGUGUAAGCUGGAAUCCUGUGAACCCCCACAUGCUUGCAUCUGCAAGCGAUGAUCACACAAUUCGUAUAUGGGGUUUGAAGAAGGCCAGCCUGAAGCGCAAGGAUGUUGGCAGCAGCAAUGGGAUAUAUGCAAAUGGUAAUACCCCCAGCAAUGGUGUGGUACACCAGUGCAACGGGAACAGCAGCAAAUGAACAAGGUUGCUAACCUAUGGAUGGAUAACUGGCAUUUGUAAAUCCCCUUUUCCUUCCCUUUCCUUUCGUUUCCUAUCCCCAUCAGGAAGGGCGCCGCCAUAGUAAAACAAAGCUCUGCAGCACUAAGUGUGGAGAAACCUUCUGGGUUUCAUGCACGAUCUCUCAUGUAUUACAUCUACUGUUUGUCACAUUUAUUUCUUAAUUCAUGCUGGCAAAAGAUAUUUCGAUACUAUAUUGC
Oryza brachyantha (malo sina) is the source of this 2423-nucleotide messenger RNA. RefSeq names its product WD repeat-containing protein 26 homolog. The coding region runs from base 407 to 2185 and encodes 592 amino acids. The record is from RefSeq and is a predicted model, not a curated record. NCBI's taxonomy places the organism in Eukaryota, Viridiplantae, Streptophyta, Magnoliopsida, Poales, Poaceae. Gene Ontology annotation, molecular function: protein binding. The transcript has 5 exons.